CGGGUGGUUAGUGAAGAAACUGAGGCGAAGUUCAGGCUUUUUCUCUCGCGAGGAAGGACGCCGUUAUCGAAAUCCCUACAAACAACACGAGAAUUCAACAUUCACACGGUCUGAAUAAUGUCGGAACAAGAUUUGGCGGAGAUAGUGCAGAUAGCAGUGGAGGACUUGGGCCAGGGCGACCAGACUGAUGUGUUGGAAAAUCAUGAAGAUUCUGAUGACAAGCCUGACAAGAAAAGGCCAAGGGUGGACAACAACACCCAGGAUGCAUCUCUAAAGACCUUGUUGUACUCCAUCAGCCAAACGAUCUGCCAGCGUCUGGACAACAUGGAGGCCAAGUUGCAGCUGGUAGAGGUGACGUGCCGGACCCUGGAGAAGAAGCUGGAUGCCGUGGUCAACAAGAACCAGGCACCCAUCCAGGUCCCUAUGGUGGCCGGUUCCCCUCUAGGGGCCACCCAGACCUGGAACAAAGUGCGCUGUGUUGUUCCACAGACCAAUGUGAUAGUGAGCCAAGACCGACCGAAGGGUCAGGAGGAGUCAGUAACUCGAGGUGCAGAUUCACUGGAGAACCUCCUUAGCAACACAGUGGGCGGGCGGAGGCAGAAUACGUUCCUGGUGAAGGUGCCGGCGCCAGAGGACAGCCAGGAGGAACAGGAGAGUGGUUCAGAGGCCAGCGACUCGGUGUCCAACAGUGGCCAGGCCAACAACUCCCAGAGCACCCAGAACGUCACCCUCAUCACCCUCAACUCCGAGGACGACUACCCAGCAGGUACGUGGCUUGGCGACGAGAACAAUGCAGAGAUGUGUGUGCGCUGCCCAGUGUUGCCAGGCGACAUGCUCCACCUCAGCACCAACUGUCGCACGGCGGAGAAGAUGGCGCUGACACUGCUGGACUACCUUUUCCACCGCGAAGUGCAGGCCAUGUCCAACCUGUCAGGACAGGGCAAGCAUGGCAAGAAGCAGCUGGACCCGCUCAUGAUCUACGGCAUACGCUGUCACCUGUUCUAUAAGUUUGGCAUCACUGAGUCGGACUGGUACCGGAUCAAGCAGAGCAUCGACUCCAAGUGUCGCACGGCAUGGAGACGCAAGCAGCGCGGCCAGAGUCUGGCGGUCAAGAGCUUCUCCAGACGUAGCACCAACGCACCGGGCAGCUCAGAGGGUGGCGCUGUGGCGGAGGUGGCUCACAUGGAGGGGGUGACCCAGCAGACUCUACACUACACCCUGGCCAACCAGGCCGUCCAACAGGUCCAGAUCCACCGCAUAGGAGAGGACGGACAGGUCCAAGUGAUCCCUCAGGGACACCUCCAUAUUGCCCAGGUCCCACAGGGGGAAGAGGUGCAGAUCACACAGGACAGUGAGGGGAACCUUCAGAUCCACCAGGUACAUGUUGGGCAGGAUGGACAGGUGCUGCGUGGGGCCCAGCUGAUAGCAGUGGCAUCAGCUGACGGAGGGGCCACAACAGUGGAGGGCUCCCCCCUACAGGCCAGUGACAUCCAGGUGCAGUACGUCCAACUGGCCUCCGUCAACGAGCACACCGCUACUGUACAGGUGGCAGAACUGGCCCCAGCCAUGCAGGGUGAGAUGGAGGUGAAGGAGGGAUCCAUCCAUCUGCCAACAGAGGAGAAUGGGGAGGUGGUGCAGAUCGUCAGUUCUGUGGGCACCUGAGGGCCUGGAGAGGGAGAUGGCCACCACAGAGAUACAGAGGUGUGGAUGAAAGGGAUGGGGAGUGGGGGAUUCAAUAAAUACAGACAAUUAAAUGAACAAACAAUUAACUAAGAGAGAAAAAUGAGCAAAUGUCAACAGAACAGAUCAAGAAAAGUGUUUUAGUUAUUUAGUUAUUCCUCUGAUUGAUUGUCAUCAUCAGAAGAGGACAUGGCCUGGGAUUAAACCCCACCCAUGAAGGAUGCUGCUCAGGCAGACAGACCCUCACUGGCUACACCUCAGCGCUGGAAAAGCAUGGAGCUAUUAGAAUUUAAGCUGAUUGGCUCAAUUUAUAUUUGCAGUAGGCUACACUAACCCCCUAGACACGUACUUCCAAUACUGUACUGUUCUCCUCUAUAGCAUCAUGCAAUCGUGCCAUGUUGGACUGCUGUGGAAAGUAGUACAAGCCUAAAAUGGGCACUUAUUCAUGGUUGAGUUUUCUUUGACUUUGCCUGUUUGUCCAUCAUUUCUGGUCUGGACCCUGGCUUUCGUUGCCAUCUUUUCCCAGCUUUUCCUGAAAUUAUUGACACCCUUGAUAAAGAUGAGCAAUAAUGACUGUAUAAAGUAAUUAAGUAAUUAAAUUACUGAGCUAUAUUGUAUGCUCAAAAAAUGUGGUAAUUAUAUUUUAUACUAAUACAAUUGCUCAAAUGUUUAGUUAACUCAGCAAAAAAAGAAACAUCCUCUAUCUAUUUUCAGAAAACUUAACUUGUAAAUAUUUGUAUGAACAUAAGAUUCAACAACUGAGACAUAAACUGAACAAGUUCCACAGACAUGUGACUAACAGAAAUGGAGUAAUGUGUCCCUGAACAAAGGGGGGGGGGGGGGUCAAAAUCAAAGUAACAGUCAGUAUCUGGUGUGGCCACCAGCUGCAUUUCGCACUGCAGUGCAUCUCCUCCUCAUGGACUGCACCAGAUUGUGCGUUCCUGGUGUAACUCGGGCAGUUGUUGUUGCCAUCCUGUACCUGUCCCGCAGGUGUGAUGUUCGGAUGUACCGAUCCUGUGCAGUUGUUGUUACACGUGGUCUGCCACUGCGAGGACAAUCAGCUGUCCGUCCUGUCUCCCUGUCGCGCUGUCUUAGGCGUCUUACAGUACGGACAUUGCAAUUUAUUGCCCUGGCCACAUCUGCAGUCCUCCUGCCUCCUUGCAGCAUGGCUAAGGCACUUUCACGCAGAUGAGCAGGGACCCUGGGCAUCUUUAUUUUGAUGUUUUUCAGAAUCAGUAGAAUGGCCUCUUUAGUGUCCUAAGUUUUCAGUUUAAACUGUGACCUUAAUUGCCUACUGUCUGUAAGCUGUUAGUGUCUUAACGACCGUUCCACAGGUGCAUGUUCAUUCAUUGUUUAUGGUUCAUUGAAUAAGCAUGGGAAACAGUGUUUAAACCCUUUACAAUGAAGAUCUGUGAAGUUAUUUGGAUUUUUACGAAUCAUCUUUGAAGACAGGGUCCUGAAAAACGUGCGUUUCUUUUGUUGCUGAGUUUAUUUGGUCCCAUAAUCCUAGCACGCAAUGACUACAUUGAAAUUGACUUACAUGUAGAGUAUCCAGAGAAAAAUAAACUUGUUUUUCUUGCUGUA
Salvelinus fontinalis (brook trout) is the source of this 3264-nucleotide messenger RNA. Its product is annotated as protein BANP-like. The record is from RefSeq and is a predicted model, not a curated record. Gene Ontology annotation, molecular function: DNA binding. Gene Ontology annotation, biological process: protein localization to nucleus; negative regulation of protein catabolic process. The transcript is spliced from 13 exons. Bases 118 to 1662 code for a protein of 514 amino acids. Lineage: Eukaryota; Metazoa; Chordata; Actinopteri; Salmoniformes; Salmonidae.